This is a messenger RNA of Vicia faba (fava bean), 1581 nucleotides long. The record is from the annotation of a GenBank genome assembly. NCBI's taxonomy places the organism in Eukaryota, Viridiplantae, Streptophyta, Magnoliopsida, Fabales, Fabaceae.
AUGUCUCUGCGCACGCCAAUCUCAAAAUUGCUCAAAAAACUUCGCUUUCCUGCUUCCCACGCCUUCUCCGCCUCUACAGUUACAAAAAAUCCACUACCCAUCUCAUUUUCCGGAAAGGAACUUUCCCAUUGGUAUCAAACUGGUGCAUAUGGUUGGAGAACAAAUCUUAGGGAUCCUUGUUUAUGGAUUCUUGUAUCUGGACAUGUAGUUGCGACUCUUGGAAUUAGUGCCAACGUUGCGUUUUCGGAAUCAUCUUCUGAUGAUAGCACUGGUGGAUUAAAAAGAAUUGAGGAUGGUUCUGUAGCAUCGAAUAUACAUACUGCAAAAUGGAGAGUUUUUACCGAUAAAGGACGAGAGUUUUUCCUAGAGGGAAAAUUCGAUGAUGCUGAAAGACUCUUCGUUGCUGCCAUACAAGAAGCUAAAGAAGGUUUUGGCGAGCAAGAUCCGCAUGUUGCGUCUGCAUGCAACAAUCUGGCAGAGUUGUACAGGGUCAAAAAGGCAUUUGACAAAGCAGAACCGUUGUAUUUGGAAGCUAUCAAGAUCCUAGAAGAAUCGUUUGGUCCGGAUGAUGUAAGGGUUGCGGUUGCUGUUCACAACCUAGGACAGUUCUACCUUGGACAACGGAUGUUGGAUAAAGCAAAAGUUAGCUAUGAGCGCGCUUUGAAGAUAAAAAGGCGUGUUCUGGGAUAUGGCCAUUCAGAAUGUUCAGAUACGAUGUAUCAGAUCGGCAUGGUGCUGUAUCUUCAAGGAAAAGAAAAGGAGGCUGAGAGCAUUAUUAAGGACUCUAUAAGCAUGCUAGAGAAAAGUGCCGAAGGAGAGUCAUUUGUAUGCAUUAAAAGACUCCGUUUCCUCUCACAGUUAUAUUUGAAAUCACAUCGUCUUGAUGAAGCUGAGAUGGUCCAGAGAAAGAUCCUGAACAUAAUGGAAUUGUCAAAGGGGUGGAAUUCUUUGGACACAGUUAUUGCAGCUGAAUCCUUGGCCUUGACACUACAAGCAUCUUCCGAAACAAAACAGUCGAAAGAGCUUCUUGAAAGAUGUCUUGAUGUCCGGAAAACCUUACUUCAUAGUGAUCAUAUUCAGAUUGGUGCAAACCUACUUCAUCUAGCAAGAGUGGCAAUGCUUGAUUGCAGCCAACACAAAAAAUCAGAUGUUUCUAAAGCUAAAGCUGAGCUUGAUAUAGCAAAGGAUCAUUUGCAUAAUUCCAUAAGGAUUGCGCGUCAAUGUUUAGAUAAGGUAUUGAAACAAAAAGACAAGUCGAAGAAAAACAGUAUGCUUGGACGGUCUAGAAAGGAAGCCCAAGCAACACUAGUCAUAUUGUUGCAAUCACUCAGCACUCUAUCAUCGGUGGAGUUGGCUAAGCAAGAAUUGCAGAAGAUUCAGGAAGGGGACAUUAACCUUGAGGCUAAAGAAGCACUUCUACAAUGCAUUGCUGCUUACAACGAGUUUGUUGUACAUAAGAAGUCCAUUGCUGAUUCCUCUGAAAUAAAGAAUGAGUAUUUUUCAUGUUUUAACCGUGCUCAAACCUUGCUUGGCAAUAAACUUGAUCGAGAAGGUAUCCGUAAGCCGAAUCAAACAUCAUGA